Opisthocomus hoazin is the source of this 1040-nucleotide messenger RNA. Lineage: Eukaryota; Metazoa; Chordata; Aves; Opisthocomiformes; Opisthocomidae. The record is from RefSeq and is a predicted model, not a curated record.
AUGGAGGAGCUGGCAGAGCAUGGUGUUUCCCUGCCUUAUAACAUGCAAGGACUGACAGAUGAGCAAAUCGAAGAACUGAAGUUAAAGGAUGAAUGGGCAGAGAAGUGUGUACCAAGUGGCGGAAGUGUCUUCAAGAAGGACGAAAUUGGGCGAAGAAAUGGGCAUGCUCCAAAUGAAAAAAUGCAGCAAGUUAUAAAGAAGACAAUAGAGGAAGCCAAGGCAUUAAUCUCUAGGAAACAAGUUCAGGCCAAUGUGUGUGUUACCAUGGAGAUGGUGAAAGAUGCACUGGACCAGCUCCGAGGGGCUGUGAUGAUUGUGUAUCCGAUGGGAUUGCCUCCACAUGAUCCGGUUAGGAUGGAGUUUGAAGAUAAAGAAGACUUGUCGGGAACUCAUGCUGGACUUGAAGUUAUAGAAGAAUCAGAAGCACAACUAUGGUGGGCAGGAAAGGAGUUGAAAGAAACAAAGUUGCUGUCUGACUACGUAGGCAAAAAUGAGAAAACAACGAUCAUCGUCAAGAUACAGAAAAAAGGACAAGGAGCUCCAGGGCGUGAACCUCCGAUUAGUCAUGAAGAGCAAAAACAGAUGAUGCUGUAUUACUACAGGAAGCAGGAGGAACUUAAGAAACUGGAAGAGGAUGAUGACGACUCAUUUCUAAAUGCUGAGUGGGCAGACAACCAUGCUUUGAAAAGGCAAUUUCAUGGUGUAAAAGACAUCAAAUGGGGGCCAAGAUGAAGCUCUGCAAACACCUUUUUGCCUCUUUAAGGUGUUCAGUCAAUACACUUGUUUGCAAUGAGGAGUUGUAUUGUGUGCGGUAGGUUCUUCUGACAAAAGCUGAAACUGUCACUUCUGUAGCAGAUGCCUGUUUCAGCCUUAGGUUUUCAGUAAAUGUUUGUAUUUCUGUGUAACUGUUGCAGCACUUGUCUCUGCAAAGAACAGAAUCAAUCUUGUUGAAGUUUGUUAUUUUCUUAGAAACUUGUAAUUUGAAUAUUGAGAUAUUAAACUAUUUCAUAGAUAAUAUGUCUAGUAAAUAUGCACUAGAA